Ceratotherium simum simum (southern white rhinoceros) is the source of this 4026-nucleotide messenger RNA. RefSeq names its product nuclear receptor subfamily 4 group A member 2 (gene NR4A2). The record is from RefSeq and is a predicted model, not a curated record. Gene Ontology annotation, biological process: cellular response to corticotropin-releasing hormone stimulus; central nervous system neuron differentiation; dopaminergic neuron differentiation. Gene Ontology annotation, cellular component: transcription regulator complex; nucleus. Lineage: Eukaryota; Metazoa; Chordata; Mammalia; Perissodactyla; Rhinocerotidae. Gene Ontology annotation, molecular function: nuclear receptor activity; RNA polymerase II cis-regulatory region sequence-specific DNA binding; zinc ion binding.
GGGACCAGAGAGGAAAAGGGGGAUGCACUGGGCUAGGGAAAUCCCACCUCAGUCGCCUGAGCCCUCUGAGCGUCUCGUGUCAUGGGACAUCUGUACGCGCUUCCGCUAAUGGGGGUGACAAUUGUGGGCGGGUGAGGUCAGGGCGCUGCCAGGCACACCCCAUCCCGUGCGAUUCCAGGUGCUAGCUACCUGGCCCACGCUAGCGUUCUCUUCUGCCCGGGUUUUUGUUGCACCCUCCCCCACGUGUGAGCUGCCGGGCGACGGCGGUGGCGCGGGGGUUUGGGGGAGGGUGAGGUGAGAUGUCGCGGCGCUGUGGGCUGCGCGGACCUGAGUGGAGAGGUCACACCUCUUUCGGAAAAAAAUAAAAAAUAAAAACCCCAAGCUGGCUAGCAAGGUGAACCCAGAACGGUUCCCACCUUAAAAUCGGCCCUGCUCGUGACGUCAGGUCGGAAAUAUACCAAAGCGAGCGCCGGCCAGGAGUCCGGGGAGCGCGGCGGCGCGGCGAUUGGGCGGCGGACCGCUGACGCGCGCUGACGCGCGGAGACUUUAGGUGCAUGUUGGCAGCGGCAGCGCGAGCCACAUAAACAAAGGCACAUUGGCGGCCAGGGCCAGUCCGCCGGCGGCUCGCGCAAAGCUCCGCGAUCCCGCUCGCCAGCCCAGCCGGCCGCCUUCCCCUGCUCCCUCCCUGCUCUCUGCGUCUCGACUCCCUUCGCCCCUCUCACCCACCCUCCGCGACCCUGCCACCCGGACUCCCACAGGGAACUACACUUCGGCCGAGUUGAAUGAAUGAAGAGAGACGCGGAGAACUCCUCAGGAAGAGAUCUGACAGGCUGGACUCAACAUUGCUUUUGUAAAAAUCUUGGAAACUUUAUCCUUCAUUGAAUUACGACACUGUCCACCUUUAAUUUCUUCCAAAACGCCUGUAACUCGGCUGAAGCCAUGCCUUGUGUUCAGGCGCAGUAUGGGUCCUCGCCUCAAGGAGCCAGCCCCGCUUCUCAGAGCUACAGUUACCACUCUUCGGGAGAAUACAGCUCCGAUUUCUUAACUCCAGAGUUUGUCAAGUUUAGCAUGGACCUCACCAACACUGAAAUCACUGCCACCACUUCUCUCCCCAGCUUCAGUACCUUUAUGGACAACUACACCACAGGCUACGACGUCAAGCCACCUUGCUUGUACCAAAUGCCCCUGUCCGGACAGCAGUCCUCCAUUAAGGUAGAAGACAUUCAGAUGCACAACUACCAGCAACACAGCCACCUGCCCCCCCAGUCCGAGGAGAUGAUGCCGCACUCCGGGUCGGUUUACUACAAGCCCUCCUCGCCCCCGACACCCACCACCCCGGGCUUCCAGGUGCAGCACAGCCCCAUGUGGGACGACCCAGGCUCCCUCCACAACUUCCACCAGAACUACGUGGCCACCACGCACAUGAUCGAGCAGAGGAAAACGCCCGUCUCCCGCCUCUCCCUCUUCUCCUUUAAGCAGUCACCCCCAGGCACCCCCGUGUCUAGUUGCCAGAUGCGCUUCGACGGGCCCCUGCACGUCCCCAUGAACCCGGAGCCGUCGGGCAGCCACCACGUGGUGGACGGGCAGACCUUUGCUGUGCCCAAUCCCAUCCGAAAGCCCGCGUCCAUGGGCUUCCCAGGCCUGCAGAUCGGCCACGCGUCACAGCUGCUCGACACGCAGGUGCCCUCGCCGCCGUCGCGGGGCUCCCCCUCCAACGAGGGGCUGUGCGCCGUGUGCGGCGACAAUGCAGCCUGCCAGCACUACGGCGUGCGCACAUGUGAAGGUUGCAAAGGUUUCUUUAAGCGCACGGUGCAAAAAAACGCAAAAUACGUGUGUUUAGCAAAUAAAAACUGCCCAGUGGACAAGCGGCGCCGGAAUCGCUGUCAGUACUGCCGGUUUCAGAAGUGCCUGGCUGUUGGGAUGGUGAAAGAAGUGGUUCGCACCGACAGUUUAAAAGGCCGGAGAGGUCGUUUACCCUCGAAACCGAAGAGCCCACAGGAGCCCUCUCCCCCCUCCCCCCCGGUGAGUCUGAUCAGUGCCCUCGUCAGGGCCCAUGUCGACUCCAACCCGGCUAUGACCAGCCUGGACUAUUCCAGGUUCCAGGCGAACCCUGACUAUCAGAUGAGUGGAGAUGACACCCAGCAUAUCCAGCAAUUCUAUGAUCUCCUGACUGGCUCCAUGGAGAUCAUCAGGGGCUGGGCGGAGAAGAUCCCGGGUUUCGCUGACCUGCCCAAAGCCGACCAGGAUCUGCUUUUCGAGUCGGCUUUCUUAGAACUGUUUGUGCUGCGAUUAGCGUACAGGUCCAACCCAGUGGAGGGUAAACUCAUCUUUUGCAAUGGGGUGGUCUUGCACAGGUUGCAAUGCGUUCGUGGCUUUGGGGAAUGGAUUGAUUCCAUUGUUGAAUUCUCCUCCAACUUGCAGAAUAUGAACAUCGACAUUUCUGCCUUCUCCUGCAUUGCUGCCCUGGCUAUGGUCACAGAGAGACACGGGCUCAAGGAACCCAAGAGAGUGGAAGAACUGCAAAACAAGAUUGUAAAUUGUCUCAAAGACCACGUGACUUUCAAUAAUGGGGGGUUGAACCGCCCCAACUAUUUGUCCAAACUGUUGGGGAAGCUCCCAGAACUCCGUACCCUUUGCACACAGGGGCUACAGCGCAUUUUCUACCUGAAACUGGAAGACUUGGUACCACCGCCAGCAAUAAUUGACAAACUUUUCCUGGACACUCUACCUUUCUAAGACCUCCUCCCAUGCACUUCAAAGGAACUGGAAAGAAACCUAAGACUGUCCAGAGGGGGCAAGUCACAAGGGCAGAGAUAUCCCCCUGAGCUGCCUCAGCUCUAGCCAGCCCCCACCCCUUCCAUAAAACCCCCAGCUCCUUGAUCCCUAAUGAAAAAAACAAAAACUGUUGCUAUUUCCUAACCUGCAGGCAGAACCUGAAAGGGCAUUUUGGCUCCCGGGCAUCCUGGAUUUAGAACACGGACUACACACAAUACAGUGGUAUAAACUUUUUAUUAUGAGUUUCAAAAUCAGUUUAUUGUUCAGAAGAAAGAUUUCUAAUGUAUGAUGGGAAAUGUUUGGCCAUGUUUGAUUGUUGCAGUUAAAACAAAUGUAAUACACACACAGAGACACACACACACAUCGUAAGGGGACCCACAAAUAUUGCCCUUUAAAAGACUUCAAAGUUUUCUGCUGUAAAGAAAGCUGUAAUAUAUAGUAAAACUAAAUGUUGCGUGGGUGGCAUGAGUUGAAGAAGGCAAAGGCUUGUAAAUUUACCCAAUGCAGUUUGGCUUUUUAAAUUAUUUUGUGCCUAUUUAUGAAUAAAAUUCUAAAAGAUAAGUGUGUUUGCAAAAAAAAAAAAUAAACUACACAAAAAAGGGACAAGCAUGUUGAUUCUAGGUUGAAAAUGUUAUAGGCACUUGCUACUUCAGUAAUGUCUAUAUUAUAUAAAUAGUAUUUCAGACACUAUGUAGUCUGUUAGAUUUUAUAAAGAUUGGUAGUUAUCUGAGCUUAAACAUUUUCUCAAUUGUAAAAUAGAUGGGCACAAGUAUUACACAUCAGAAAAUCCUGACAAAAGGGACACAUAGUGUUUGUAACACCGUCCAACAUUCCUUGUUUGUAAGUGUUGUAUGUACUGUUGAUGUUGAUAAAAGAAAGUUUAUAUCUUGAUUAUUUUGUUGUCUAAAGCUAAACAAAACUUGCAUGCAGCAGCUUUUGACUGUUUCCAGAGUGCUUAUAAUAUACAUAACUCCCUGGAAAUUACUGAGCACUUUGAAUUUUUUUGUUUUUUUUUAAUGUCUAAAAUUGUCAGUUAAUAUAUUAUUUUAUGUUCGAGUAAGAAUUUUAAUAUUGCCAUCUUCUGUAGUAUUUUUCUUUGUAUAUUUCCAGUAUGGCACAUGAUAUGAGUCACUGCCUUUUUUUCUAUGGUGUAUGACAGUUAGAGACGCUGAUUUUUUUUUUCUGAUAAAUUCUUUCUUUGAGAAAGACAAUUUUAAUGUUUACAACAAUAAACUAUGUAAAUGAACAGAA